This is a messenger RNA of Lachnellula hyalina, 435 nucleotides long. RefSeq lists its product as uncharacterized. The coding region runs from base 1 to 435 and encodes 144 amino acids. The record is from RefSeq and is a predicted model, not a curated record. The transcript is spliced from 2 exons. NCBI's taxonomy places the organism in Eukaryota, Fungi, Ascomycota, Leotiomycetes, Helotiales, Lachnaceae.
AUGCCUACUGAAGAUAAACCCCUCGAACAAACAAAACGCACAGCCAUGUCCUACGCAAUGGACUGGGGCAAAUCCUCCCUCCCCCCGACCCUCCUCGCAACCCUAAUAACAGCCCUGCAUGCCCGCCCCUUCCGACCACUCCCGAUGCUCUUCCCGCCAGUACUCCUCUUCUCCGCGUACCUAAACCUCAACGGCUUCAUUGUGGACUCAGCCGGCUUAACUGCUGCCUGGAGCGGACUGUACCUGAUUAUGGCGAACAGGAGGAGGGUAAAAGGGAGUUUCGGGCAGAGGAUUGGGGGUCGUUUUGGGGCGAGGGGGAUGGUGAGGGGUGGUGCGAUGGCGUUGGCGGCGGGGAAUCUGGUCGUGUGCGGACUGACUUAUGGGCUGGGGAGGAGGGUGAAGGAUGAUGGGGUAGCGAGGGAGAAGGAGGUUUGA